Molecule: messenger RNA, 859 nt
Organism: Spea bombifrons (plains spadefoot toad)
Lineage: Eukaryota; Metazoa; Chordata; Amphibia; Anura; Pelobatidae
Gene: PPIL3
Product: peptidylprolyl isomerase like 3
Exons: 7
Coding region: 138-623 (161 amino acids)
Biological process (GO): protein peptidyl-prolyl isomerization; protein folding
Cellular component (GO): catalytic step 2 spliceosome
Molecular function (GO): peptidyl-prolyl cis-trans isomerase activity
Source: RefSeq, a predicted model, not a curated record
GCCGCGGCGGCCAUCUUGGUACACCCACUGGAGCAGAAACGUGAGCUUCCAGUCACAGCAGAGCCGGUGCCGCUCGGCUAACGAACCGAUGUCAUAAAAAGUUCAGUGAAACGCGUCUCCGUCUGAUUCCCCCCAAAAUGGCCGUGACGCUUCACACCGACUUGGGAGACGUCAAAAUUGAGAUAUUCUGCGAGAGAGCGCCGAGGGCGAGCGAGAAUUUCCUCGCUCUUUGCGCCAGUAACUAUUACACCGGCUGCGUCUUCCACAGGAACAUUAAAGGCUUUAUGGUGCAAACCGGGGAUCCUUCAGGAACGGGAAAAGGAGGGCAGAGCAUCUGGGGCCGGAAGUUUGAAGAUGAGUUCAGCGAAUUCCUGAAGCACAACGUGCGCGGAGUCGUGUCGAUGGCAAACAAUGGCCCCAACACCAACGCCUCGCAGUUCUUCAUCACCUACGGGAAGCAGCCUCACCUGGACAUGAAAUACACGGUGUUUGGAAAAGUAAUUGAUGGCCUGGACACCCUGGAUGAGCUGGAGAAGCUUCCGGUGCACGAGAAAUCCUUCCGGCCCCUCACCGAGGUGCGAAUAAAGGACGUCACCAUUCACGCCAACCCCUUCGCUGCGUGAUCCGAAAGCCCGUGGCGGAAUGCGCAGCCGUGGGGACCCCGCUCCAGUCCCUGCGGGAUCUGGGGGGCUCUGAGCAGACUCAGGAAUCGGGUGGGUUUCACCUUCUGCCCCUGCGGUGGGACCUCCUGGUCCGCAGCUCAGCCUCAGAACUUCUCCUCCCCCGAGGAGCCGAGAUUGUGAUUUGUUUUGCUUCUGGGGUAUUUUCCGUGACGGUGGAGGACGCCGGCGGGCGGGGG